GUGGAUUAUCGGGAUCUCAACAAGGCUAGUCCAAAAGAUGAUUUUCCCCUCCCGAAUAUACACAUGCUCAUUGAUAAUUGUGCGAAGCAUGAGAUGCAGUCUUUCGUAGAUUGCUAUGCGGGAUAUCACCAGAUUCUAAUGGACGAGGAAGACGCAGAGAAAACAGCCUUCAUCACACCUUGGGGGGUGUACUACUAUCGGGUAAUGCCUUUUGGGCUCAAGAACGCGGGUGCCACCUACAUGAGAGCCAUGACUACCAUUUUCCAUGAUAUGAUCCAUAAAGAGAUUGAAGUCUAUGUGGAUGAUAUCAUCAUCAAGUCGCGGAAAAGCUCAGACCAUUUGGCAGAUUUGAGGAAAUUCUUCGACAGGUUAAGGCGAUACAAUCUGAAGUUGAACCCCGCAAAAUGUGCAUUCGGUGUUCCUGCAGGGAAACUGUUGGGUUUUAUUGUGAGCAGAAGAGGCAUAGAGUUGGACCCCUCGAAGAUAAAGGCCAUUCAGGAAUUACCUGCCCCAAAGAGUCGGAAGGAUGUGAUGAGUUUCCUCGGGCGUCUCAACUACAUCAGUCGAUUUAUAGCACAAUCAACGGUGAUAUGCGAACCAAUAAUCAAGUUAUUGAGGAAGGAUGCUCCUACAAAAUGGACUGAAGAUUGCCAAAGAGCCUUUGACAAAAUCAAAGAAUAUUUGUCUAGCCCGCCCGUUUUGGUACCUCCGGAAGUUGGAAGACCUUUGCUGCUAUAUUUGUCCGUAUCGGAGAAUGCGUUUGGAUGUGUAUUAGGACAACAUGACGAAACAGGAAGGAAAGAGCGAGCAAUAUACUACUUGAGCAAAAAGUUCACACCUUACGAGGCACGGUAUACGUUAUUGGAACGCACAUGUUGCGCGUUGACUUGGGUUGCGCAGAAAUUGAGACAUUAUUUGUCUGCGUAUACUACUUACCUCAUCUCAAGGAUGGACCCCCUCAAGUAUAUUUUUCAGAAGCCUAUGCCUACUGGGAAGCUAGCCAAGUGGCAGAUGUUGCUAAGCGAGUUUGACAUUGUGUAUGUUACUCAAAAGGCUGUCAAAGGGCAAGCGAUAGCUGAUCAUCUUGCAGAAUAUCCUGUGGGCGAAGAAUACAUACCCCUUAAAACCUAUUUCCCGGAUGAAGAAGUGUUGUUUAUCGGGGAAGACCUCGCAGAAGAGUACCCAGGUUGGAGGCUGUUCUUCGACGGGGCGGCAAACUCUAAAGGAGUCGGCAUUGGAGCAGUUUUGAUUUCAGAGUCAGGCCAGCAUUACCCCAUUUCAGCAAAGCUCAAGUUUUUGUGCACCAACAAUAUGGCGGAAUAUGAGGCUUGUAUUCUUGGCCUCAGAAUGGCUGUCGACAUGAAUAUACAGGAACUUCUGGUUAUAGGUGAUUCAGACUUGCUGGUUCAUCAAGUACGAGGCGAAUGGACCACUAAGAACAUAAAGAUACUUCCAUACCUGCAUUGCGUGAAAAAUCUAUGUAAGAGAUUCAUCAAGGUGGAAUUCAAACACGUUCCGAGGACACAGAAUGAGUUCGCUGAUGCUUUGGCCACUUUGUCUUCUAUGAUUCAGCACCCGGACAAAAAUCGCAUAGAUCCUAUCAAGGUAAAUGUGCACGAUCAACAUGCUUAUUGUUUCUAUGUGGAUGAGGAGCCUGAUGGAGAACCUUGGUACCAUGACAUUAAGAAAUACCUUAAGGCAGGAGACUAUCCGAAAGGCAUAACCAGUGUUCAGAAGAAAACACUUCGGAGAUUAGCAAACCAUUUCUUCCUAAAUGGAGAAAUCCUGUAUAGGAGGACUCCGGACUUAGGGCUAUUAAGAUGUGUUGAUGCUAAAGAAGCGACCCGUUUGAUUGAAGAAGUGCAUGGUGGCACGUGUGGGCCUCAUAUGAAUGGUUUUACACUGGCCAAGAAAAUCCUUCGCGCAGGCUAUUUUUGGAUGACUAUGGAAUCAGAUUGUAUCCGUUUUGCGCAGAAAUGUCACCGAUGUCAGAUUCAUGGUGAUUUGAUUCGAGUUCCGCCGAAUGAAUUGAAUGUUACGAGUUCUCCGUGGCCUUUCGCAGCUUGGGGUAUGGACGUCAUUGGUCCUAUCGAGCCAGCCGCGUCGAAUGGGCACAGGUUCAUUUUGGUAGCCAUUGAUUAUUUCACAAAAUGGGUGGAAGCAUCUUCGCACAAGUCGGUAACAAAGAAAGUGGUGGCAGAUUUUGUUCGGAGCAGCAUUAUUUGCCGAUUCGGAGUCCCAGAAUCAAUCAUAACAGAUAAUGGAGCUAAUCUUAACAGUGAUCUAAUGCGGGAGAUUUGCGAGACAUUUAAGAUUACCCAUCGCAAUUCCACUCCUUAUCGCCCUCAGAUGAAUGGUGCAGUUGAAGCAGCCAACAAAAACAUCAAGCGAAUACUGAGGAAGAUGAUCGAUAAUUACAGGCAUUGGCACGAAAAACUGCCGUUGGCUCUUCUCGGGUAUCGUACUACCGUGAGGACUUCAACGGGGGCAACGCCUUAUCUUUUGGUCUAUGGGACAGAGGCGGUGUUACCUGCUGAGGUAGAAAUACCAUCUCUAAGGAUCAUCCAAGAAGCUGAGUUAAGUGACGCUAAGUGGGUACAGAACCGAUACGAACAAUUGAUGCUCAUUGACGAAAAGAGAUUGAAUGCAGUUUGUCAUGGGCAGCUUUAUCAGAACAGAAUGGCCAAAGCUUUCAACAAGAAAGUACGACCGAGGCAAUUCAAAACGGGGCAAUUGGUACUGAAACGCAUAUUCCCAUGUCAAGACGAAGCUAAAGGAAAAUUUGCGCCUAACUGGCAAGGACCUUAUAUGGUUCAUCGAGUAUUGACUGGAGGAGUGUUAGUCUUAGCAGAAAUGGAUGGUGAAAUAUGGCCGAAAGCUAUCAACACAGAUGCCGUCAAGAGAUAUUAUGUUUAG
Molecule: messenger RNA, 2916 nt
Organism: Lycium barbarum (goji berry)
Lineage: Eukaryota; Viridiplantae; Streptophyta; Magnoliopsida; Solanales; Solanaceae
Exons: 1
Biological process (GO): DNA integration
Molecular function (GO): nucleic acid binding; RNA-DNA hybrid ribonuclease activity
Source: RefSeq, a predicted model, not a curated record